AUGGCGAAAUCGAGCGUCGAUGACGACGAUGAGCUCCGGAGAGCUUGCGAGGCAGAAAUUGAACGAACGAAGGAUAAGAUCUUAAUGUCGUUUAGAGUGGCCAAGAGCAGCGGGAUCUAUGGUAAAAACUGGCAAAUUGGGUCGCAGUCACAUGGCCAAGCCUCAGACUGGGUAAACAGGUUAGCCCAUGCUGGUGAUACUGCUGCUGAAAUAGCAGGAAACACAGCUUAUCGAUUGAGACAAGCCAGAACCGAAAUAAUAGCGGCUAGCAAAGUUGCAUACCGAUUUCUUGCUGGAGUUGCUUCCAACAACUCAAUUGCAACUCCGGGGUCACCAGUUAACUCCCCUAGAGGAAGUCUCAGAUUCCAAGCUACUUGGUUCAAGAACCUUACUUCGUCUGGUUCUAAACCAUCUACUACUUCGGAACUGGAAAGUUGGGAUGAAGAGGUGAUGACUGAUGAGGGAGCGUAA
This is a messenger RNA of Fraxinus pennsylvanica, 471 nucleotides long. Lineage: Eukaryota; Viridiplantae; Streptophyta; Magnoliopsida; Lamiales; Oleaceae. The record is from the annotation of a GenBank genome assembly.